AAACGUGUUAGGCAUUCAAGCGCAUCGGAAAGUGCCGGCUUUGCAUAUACAAAAGCAAGUUCAGUGACUAAAACCGGUAGUCUCUCGUCCAACACUCAGCGGUCAAGAACUGAAACGAAGAAAUUAUAGAAAUAUUUUUAUAAGAACUUUGAGAAAAAAAAAAUAAAUAAAAAAAAACAAUUUAUUUUGUUUUGUUUUGUGAAUCCAUAAACAACCAAUUUAAUUGAUUGACUUUGUGCUGAUGGGGAAACACACGUGAACGAUUUGUUUUGUUAAUUGGUUGGUGCCGUUUUUUGGUCCUAAAAAAUCUAUACCUUAUAAUAAUACGAUAUUAUUUAAAAAUAUAAAUAAACUACAAUCUUAAACUGAAAGCUGAUAGGCAAUGAGGAAAGAGUAUCGAAUAUUUAUCAUUCUCUCUUUGAUAUCACAGGGUUUAUGUGAAUAUGGCUCGCCAUGUACAACAACCGAUAAUGUGGCUGGCAUAUGUGUUCCGGUCAAAUCAUGUAAGCCGGCAUUUGAUUUUUUCGCCCAACUACGGGAAAGUGGUCGGGUGAUAACAUUCUCUGAACGCGAGGAGAUUCAAAGUUUACAUUGCGGUACCUUUAGGGGAGUGGCUCAUAUCUGCUGUGAUCCAUCAAAACUCCAAUUGAAUCCGGAUGGUGUGUCCCUGCUGGAAAAACAAAAAUGUGGUAUUUAUCUCACCAAUCGUGUUACAUAUGGCUAUGAGGCAAAAUUAAUGGGCUAUCCAUGGAUGGCCCUUUUGGUGUACGAUGAUGAACGCGAUCCGUAUAAGUGUGGGGGUUCGCUGAUAAGUGAACAGCAUGUUCUGACAGCUGCACAUUGCGUCCGAGGAAGGGAAUCGAGCAUAAUGUACGUACGCCUUGGAGAACAUCGAAAGAGUACUGCCAUAGAUUGCGUUAAAUUGGGACCAAAGACAACAUGUGCCCCUGAGCCUCUUGAAGUGGGCAUUCAGGACUUUAUUCUGCAUGAAAACUAUCGUUCGGUUUACAAUGACAUCGCCUUAUUACGUUUAGAGCGGAAAGUGGCGCCCGAUGUUCACAUCAAACCCAUUUGCUUGCCCAUAUAUGAGAAUCUGCGCUCACUCGAACAUGAACAAUAUGUAAUAUCCGGUUGGGGAAGAACCGAAACAGGAGCAUCUUCGGAUGUUCUGCGCGUUGCCAUAGUACCGCACGUUGAUGUUGCCACAUGUCAAAAUUAUUUGAGACCAUUUGGCCUAACCUAUCAGCUAAAUAGUACUCACAUCUGUGCUGGAGCUAAAAAUUUGGUUGAUACCUGUAAAGGUGAUUCGGGCGGUCCGCUGGGUUACACCGACAUCUACAAUGGUUCGUCGCGGUUUGUCCAGUACGGAGUGGUAUCGGUUGGUGUUUCGAAUUGCGGCGAACGAAAUGUACCGGGAAUCUAUGCCAACGUCUCUCAUUAUAUGCAAUGGAUAACAGAUCACAUACACGAAGAUGAUACAAUUCCGAAGACAACAGUUGGGCCAACAAAAACCCCAGAAACAACAGAAAUUAAUUCUAGAUCUCCAGAAGAACCAUGCCUCACCCCGCUCAAUUCCAGUGGUUUUUGUGUCCCUUAUUCAAAAUGUUCACUAUUUCAGCAAUGGGAUAUAAAAUACGGUGGCAAUUUACCACCAACUAUACAGGAGUAUAUAAAGCGUGCACAGUGUUCCAAAACAGACGAUAAUUUGAUACUUUACUGUUGCGAACCAGAGACAAUUGUGACAGCGCCAAUUAAAGAGAGGAGUGGAAAUGGUUUGAACUUGUAUUUAAAUCCCAUGCAAGAUUUUCAUAGUCAAUUGAAUGUUGAAGGUUUCGAUAUCCUAAGUGGCCAACGCUGUGGCACAGAUAAUGGAAAUCGCAUUGCCGGCGGUAAUAUCACAAUGUUGGCCGAAUUCCCAUGGAUGGCUCUGUUGAUUUAUCAGGGUCCAUCGGGUGAAGAAUUCCGAUGCGGUGGUUCAUUGAUAACGAAUCGUUAUGUGCUGACAGCAGCACAUUGUUUGAGAAUUGCAUAUCCAUUAAUUGGUGUACGCCUUGGCGAAUAUAACACCUCCACCGAAGAAGAUUGCAUGAAAAUGGGACCAAAAUUGAAAUGCAACCCGCCAGCGGAAACUUUUGGUGUAGAAACAACUAUAUUGCAUCCGGAAUACAAUAGACGUGAACGUGUCAAUGAUAUAGCCCUAAUCAAAUUGGAUCGAAAUGUGGAAUUUAAAAAACACAUUGAACCCAUUUGCCUGCCAAUUUAUUCCAAUAUUGUGUGGACUCAGACCGAUGAUGAUUUCCUAAUUGCUGGUUGGGGCUACAUGGAAGACGGACAUGCCUCGAAUGUUUUACUUAAGGCACAAAUAAAACAACUCCCCAUCAACAAAUGCAGCGAAGCCUAUUCGAUUGAUGCCAGUAAAUUUCGUUACUUGUGUGCUGGGGACGAAGAGCUAGGACGCGAUACAUGUCGCGGUGACAGUGGUGGACCGCUGAUACAAUUUGCUCCAUACAAUAAUCGAAGGCGUUUCAUCCAGUAUGGGGUGGUGGCAAUUGGUAGGAAUGCGUGUAAAUUGACUUCGACGUUACCUGGUGCCUAUACCCAUGUUAGCUAUUAUAUGCCAUGGAUCACAAAUAACAUUGUGAAUUAAAAUGGGUGGAGUUUAGUAAAAUUUAGAUUUAAAUAUA
Musca domestica (house fly) is the source of this 2684-nucleotide messenger RNA. RefSeq lists its product as uncharacterized. The record is from RefSeq and is a predicted model, not a curated record. Bases 383 to 2647 code for a protein of 754 amino acids. Gene Ontology annotation, molecular function: serine-type endopeptidase activity. Lineage: Eukaryota; Metazoa; Arthropoda; Insecta; Diptera; Muscidae. Gene Ontology annotation, biological process: proteolysis. The transcript has 15 exons.